Colossoma macropomum (tambaqui) is the source of this 2328-nucleotide messenger RNA. It is a transcript of the gene oprm1, whose product is annotated as opioid receptor, mu 1. Gene Ontology annotation, biological process: G protein-coupled opioid receptor signaling pathway; sensory perception of pain; neuropeptide signaling pathway. Gene Ontology annotation, cellular component: membrane; neuron projection. The record is from RefSeq and is a predicted model, not a curated record. The coding region runs from base 1 to 1167 and encodes 388 amino acids. Gene Ontology annotation, molecular function: G-protein alpha-subunit binding; neuropeptide binding; G-protein beta-subunit binding. NCBI's taxonomy places the organism in Eukaryota, Metazoa, Chordata, Actinopteri, Characiformes, Serrasalmidae. The transcript has 3 exons.
AUGGAGAGCGGGGCGAACGUGUCGGAUGCUCUCUAUCAGUUUGCAGACCUGCUCAUGGCGAACAGCAGCAGCGUGCUUUGCCGAAACUUCAGCGGUAACGCGAGCGUUUUGGACCCCGACUCGAGGUGUAACCUGACGACUGAUAUAAAUAAAGGCUCCACUCCCGUGGUCAUCGCCAUCAUCAUCACUGCGGUUUACUCCAUCGUGUGUGUGGUGGGACUGGUGGGCAACGUCCUGGUGAUGUAUGUGAUUAUCAGAUACACAAAAAUGAAAACUGCAACCAACAUCUACAUCUUCAACCUUGCACUGGCAGACGCCUUGGCCACAAGUACUCUACCAUUCCAAAGUGUGAACUACCUGAUGGGCACCUGGCCUUUUGGAGAUAUGUUGUGCAAGAUUGUGAUGUCCAUUGAUUAUUACAACAUGUUUACGAGUAUCUUUACUCUGACCACUAUGAGUGUUGACCGCUACAUCGCCGUGUGCCACCCGGUUAAAGCUUUGGACUUCAGGACCCCCCGCAAUGCCAAGAUUGUAAACGUCUGCAAUUGGAUCCUGUCGUCAGCUAUUGGUCUGCCUGUCAUGAUCAUGGCCUCCACAAUUAUGACGAGACUUGACUUCCACGGCAGCUCAUCAGGCAUCAUUGACUGCACCCUGGUGUUCCCCCACCCAUCCUGGUAUUGGGAGAACCUUUUGAAGAUCUGCGUCUUCAUCUUCGCCUUCAUCAUGCCUGUGCUCAUCAUCACCGUGUGUUACGGCCUGAUGAUCCUUCGUCUGAGGAGCGUCCGCAUGCUCUCGGGUUCCAAGGAGAAGGACCGCAACCUGCGGCGCAUCACCCGCAUGGUCCUAGUGGUCGUGGCUGUCUUCAUUGUCUGCUGGACCCCCAUCCACAUCUUCGUCAUCAUCAAGGCUCUGGUCACCAUUCCAAACUCCCUCUUGCAGACCAUCACCUGGCACUUCUGCAUCGCGCUGGGCUACACCAACAGCUGCCUCAACCCCGUGCUCUACGCAUUCCUGGACGAAAACUUCAAGCGCUGUUUCCGCGAGUUCUGUGUGCCCAGCCCCUCCGUGCUGGACCUGCAGAACUCCAUGCGUUCCACUCGGACCCGCAACCCCCAGCGCGAGGCCCACUCUAGUCCAACGGUGGACCGAAUCAACCGGCAGGUAUGACUAGCAUUGGAGAUGUCAUCACUGGAUUCUCGCUGCCAGGCCAGUGUUGACAUGAACUCAGAACUGACGCAAGUCACCACAGGUCUCUGACCACUGUGGUGGAGAUGUAAGCCAAUGGUCGCUUGCCUGGGCCGUGCCAGGCCCUUCUGAGAAUCGCAUUUCAAAAGUUAGGAACGUAAAAUGACUGUUGGGUUUACUAUGGAAUUGAAAUAUGUACCACAGAAUGAAUUCAUUCAACUUCACAAACUCGACGUUAGCUGUGUAUGCUACAUUCAUCUGUUAUGAACUGUCAUAAUAUAACUGUUUCCGAUAUAUUAGUGUUCCAUGAACUGUGACAAUGAGUAGCUUGUCAUUCUAGAACACUGAUAUUACAAACUGUGGCAUGUUGUCCAUUUCAUCUAUUUUUUUAAAGCUUUAUAGGCCCACAUAGGCUGUGUAUUAAAUGCUGUUAUUCUGCUUUGCCUUUUCUCAGACAGUUUCAGCUUUCUAUGUACAAUUGGAAUAGGCCUGAAAGAAUUUCUUUCAUUUAGACACUACGAAUAUGUAUUAAUGAUGUAUUGUGAAUAAUCUUUUUAUAAACCAAACCAGUGCUUUAUAUUUGCCAAAAUGUGCCAUUAUAAACUGUGGCUGAUUUAUAUGUUGCAAAAAAAUGAUGUUUAAAAAAACAUUAAAUGUUAAAGACAUCAUUUUCAGCUGAUCCACUUAGCAUUGUAAUGUUCAGUGUUUUGUUACAUUCAAGAACUUUUGCAUUUGUUCAGCUAAUAUUUUUAGACUGGACUGUUAGAUUCUGUGCCUGUGUUUCUUGGGAGCGGUAGCACAACUAUAUAUCAACAAUUUAUUGUUUGGAAAUCACACCCAAUUCCGAUGAGAAUGAAGACUAAAACUUGAUGUUUCUUGCUACAGUGUAUAGCUAUCAUGCUUCAUGUGGUGACAAAUGAUGUAUUGUGCUUGCUAAUGCAGAUCUGUUAUUCUUCUGUACAUUCUAAUGUGAUUAUGUGAGUAUCAGUCAAACUGAAGAUACUUCAACAUAAAGAACAUUUUAUGCUAUGAACAAUCUUUGCCAGAAUUCAGAAUCCGCAUGAUGGCAUUUUCUUUUACCUGACAAACAGAACAGGCUGUUCUAUAUUUCUGAAAAAAGGAAUAUGUACUUAAAAAGAUGUA